UACAGCUCUGCAGACAGAGAGGAGCAGCAUGCAUAGUGAGAGCAUGUGGAGAGCAGGACUCUUGGUGGUGACGCUAUGUGCCACCCUAACACUGGGCCAGUUCCCGCGGGAGUGCAUUACCCCCGAGGGGUUGCGGAGCGGGCAGUGCUGCCCAUCCCCUACAGGGGUGGCAGGGGACGAGUGUGGCUCCAGCACAGGAAGGGGCCAGUGUGUGACCAUCGCGGCAGACAACCGGCGCCACGGACCCCAGUACCCUUAUGCUGGGCGGGAUGACAGAGAGAGGUGGCCGCUGAGAUUCUUCAACCGCACUUGCCAGUGUAAUGGGAAUUUCAGUGGCUACAACUGUGGGCGAUGCCGACAUGGGCUAACAGGACCAAACUGUGAUCAGAGGAUCUCUGUGGUAAGGAGGAAUAUCAUGCAGAUGAGCACGUCUGAGAAGCAGGCAUUUGUGAAUGCUUUGGACCGAGCCAAGAGGACUGUCCACCCAGACCUGGUCAUCUGUACAAGACGGUACCAGGAGGUGUUUGGGCCCGAUGGCAACACCCCACAGUUUGAGAACAUCACCAUUUACAACUAUUUUGUCUGGAGCCACUACUACUCAGUCAGUAAAACCUUCCUGGGGCCAGGCCAGACCAGCUUCGGAGGCAUAGACUUCUCCCACGAGGGCCCAGGUUUUGUCACCUGGCACCGUUUUCAUCUGCUGCAACUGGAGAGAGACAUGCAGGACAUGCUGGGUGACCCCACCUUCGCCCUACCCUACUGGAACUUUGCCAUCGGAGGCGGCGAGUGCGACAUCUGCACCGACGACCUGCUGGGAUCCAGGAGCACCUUUGAUAUGAACUCCAUCAGCUCUAACUCUGUGUUCUCCCAGUGGAGGGUCAUCUGUGAGAGUGUAGAUGACUACGACUCCUUGGGCACCAUCUGUAACAACACAGAAACAAGCCCCAUCAGGAGAAACCCAGGGGGCAACGUGGCGCGACCCAUGGUGCAGAGGCUGCCGGAGCCCCAGGAUGUGUUGGACUGUCUGGAGCUCAACACCUUCGACACUCCUCCUUACUACUCCACCUCCUCUGAGAGCUUCAGGAACACCAUUGAAGGCUACAGCGCCCCGCAGGGGAUGUACGACCCGGUGAUCCGGAGCCUCCACAACCUGGCCCACCUCUUCCUCAACGGAACGGGUGGACAGACCCACCUCUCGCCCAAUGAUCCCAUCUUUGUCUUGCUGCACACUUUCACCGAUGCAGUGUUUGACGAGUGGCUAAGCAGGCACCAGCCAGGUGAAAUAGUGUACCCUGAGGAGAACGCUCCAAUUGGGCACAACCGCAGGUUCAACAUGGUUCCUUUCUGGCCCCCUGUCACCAAUGCUGAGAUGUUUGUCUCUGCCCCAGAAAACUUGGGAUACUCCUAUGAAGUCCAGUGGCCAGCUCGUGCCUACACCCUGUCUGAGAUCAUCACCAUAGCUAUUGUUGCUGCGGUGCUGGUGGUGGCAGUGGUGGGUGGCGUCAUCGCCUGUGCUGUGCGUGCCCGUUCCUACCGCUCGGCUGAGGCCUUGGAGCCGCUGCUGGGAGAGACUUUCCGCCGCUACUCAGAGGACGACCGGAGGUUGGACAAAUCACAGUCUGUUGUCUAAAUCCAUGCCUUUCUGGAGAGGCCUUAACAUUUUCAUGCGUUUGUUUUGCUUUUUUA
Toxotes jaculatrix (banded archerfish) is the source of this 1686-nucleotide messenger RNA. It is a transcript of the gene tyrp1b, whose product is annotated as tyrosinase-related protein 1b. The transcript is spliced from 9 exons. Bases 29 to 1630 code for a protein of 533 amino acids. Gene Ontology annotation, cellular component: melanosome. Gene Ontology annotation, molecular function: oxidoreductase activity. NCBI's taxonomy places the organism in Eukaryota, Metazoa, Chordata, Actinopteri, Toxotidae. The record is from RefSeq and is a predicted model, not a curated record. Gene Ontology annotation, biological process: melanosome organization; melanocyte differentiation.